AAGAAACUUAACGAACGAGUUUCCCAAUCUUGGCUACAAACGUAUGUCAGGAUUGCUGUUAGCAAGAGGUUUGCGAAUUCAGCAGGAUAGGAUUCGUGAAAUGAUGCGAAGAGUUGAUCCACAGGGUACAUUGUUUCGUGCUUUGUCUCUUACAGCAGUGCACAGACGUAAAUAUCAUGUUACUAGCCCCUUGUCACUUUGGCAUGUUGAUGGCAAUCACAAAUUGAUUAGAUGGAGAUUUGUGACUCAUGCAGGAAUAGAUGGCUAUUCACGUUUGCUGGUAUUUAUUCGCUGUAGCACAAACAAUCGAGCUGAUACUGUUCUAAGACUAUUUCUAUCUGGUGUAUCUCAAUAUGGACUGCCAUCCAGAGUAAGAACUGAUAAAGGAGGUGAAAAUGUUGGUAUUGCUCAAUUUAUGUUAAACCACCAUUUACGAGGACCUGGUCGUGGCAGUCAUAUUACCGGAAGAAGUGUGCACAACCAACGGAUUGAGCGCUUUUGGCGAGAUCUUUUUGAAGGUUACAAUAGAUCUCCCAUAAGAACAGAAAGAAAUCUAUCACCUGAACAGCUAUGGAUCCAAGGAUCUUGCUUAGCCAAUAAUUCAAACAACCAUAUACAGCAGGUAAACCAAGAAUUUCCACCCACCUUUACACAAAACUACGCAUGUCAUGAAACAGAUCAGCAACAAGUGAUUUUUCCAGAAACCAACAUUCCAUUGAAUGAAAUAGAUCUUGAUGAGCUGCAAAGAACCAUUAAUCCUUUAAGGCCAUCUAAUCAUAAUGGUGCUGACAUAUACAUUGAGGUGCUUCAGUUUAUAAAUACCAGACUGCACCAGGAAGACGAGUGACAUUGUGAACUCACAAAACAAGAAAAGCUACUUGACCUAUUGUUCAUUGGUGUCAAUUCAGAUAAUACAAAAGAAGAUAUGUAUGGCAACGAAGGCUAUAAAUUUUGCAUUAUGUUGAUUAUUUCAACAUUUUAGCAGAAAAUGUUUUUUAGCACAUAAAUGCUGAUGCACUGACAUAACAAAAUUUAAUGAAACAUUAACAUAUUCACUUUAAGUCUUUAACUAUAAAAAUGAUAUCCAAAACAAAUAAUAAAAAUAUUUCAAUUUAGUGCAUCAUCCAUAUUAGCUGUAACAAGCUAUGUUAUUGCUGAAAGAAAUGUAUAAACUGUUCCAAGAUCAAA
Xenia sp. Carnegie-2017 is the source of this 1188-nucleotide messenger RNA. RefSeq lists its product as uncharacterized. Gene Ontology annotation, biological process: DNA integration. The transcript has 4 exons. Lineage: Eukaryota; Metazoa; Cnidaria; Anthozoa; Malacalcyonacea; Xeniidae. Gene Ontology annotation, molecular function: nucleic acid binding. The coding region runs from base 44 to 847 and encodes 267 amino acids. The record is from RefSeq and is a predicted model, not a curated record.